AGUUGCAAGGGGAUGACAGAGCGUAUUCACAGCAUCAACCUCCACAACUUCAGCAAUUCCGUGCUCGAGACCCUCAACGAGCAGCGCAACCGUGGCCACUUCUGUGACGUGACGGUGCGAAUCCACGGAAGCAUGCUGCGGGCUCACCGCUGCGUGCUGGCCGCUGGCAGUCCAUUCUUCCAGGACAAGCUGCUUCUAGGAUACAGUGACAUCGAAAUUCCCUCUGUGGUUUCUGUCCAUGCAGUGCAGAAGCUUAUUGACUUCAUGUACAGCGGGGUGCUGCGGGUCUCUCAAACAGAGGCACUGCAAAUCCUGACAGCUGCUAGCAUCCUGCAGAUAAAGACAGUCAUUGAUGAGUGCACACGAAUUGUCUCACAAAAUGUUGGUGGGGUCUAUCCCCUUAUACAAGACUCUGGUCAAGAUACACCAAGGGGAACACCAGAAUCAGGCACAUCUGGGCAAAGCAGUGACACUGAAUCUGGGUUCCUACAGAGUCAUCGUCAGCACAGUGUAGACAGGAUCUACUCUGCAUUAUAUACAUGUUCCAUGCAGAAUGGCACUGGAGAACGUUCCUUUUACAGCGGAGCCCUGGUAAGUCGCCAUGAGACUGCCUUAGGAUUACCCAGACAACACCACAUGGAGGAACCUAGCUGGAUCACCAGAAUCCACCAGCGCUCCCAGAGGAUGGAGAGGUACUUAACUACAACUCCAGAGACUACACACUGCCGCAAGCAGCCUCGUCCGGUUCGUAUUCAGACACUAAUGGGAAAUAUACAGAUCAAGCAAGAGGUGGAUGAUGAUUAUGACUACUACGGCCAACAAAGGCCGCAGGGCUUAGAAAGGAAUGAGUCCGAAGAGUGCACUGAAGAUACUGAUCAAGCUGAAGGCACAGAAAGUGAACCUAAAGGAGAAAGCUUUGACUCUGGAGUAAGUUCAUCAAUUGGCACAGAGCCGGAUUCUGUGGAGCAGCAGUAUAUGGCCAGCCUCAGCCGCGAAUGUCAGCCAGAUCCUUCCCAAGGAGAGGCUAAUAAUCUGCCUAUUGAAUGCAUGGAAAAUCAGAACCAACAGCACUUGGAUACCAGCUCUUCCUCUCCAGAGAGGAGCAACAACAUUGAUAUGGACAGCACAGUGCUUAGUGUUAGCAAUAGCACCGAAAAAGAAGUCCUACAGACUUCUAUCUCCCAGUCCAUUGGGCAAACCUUGCCAAGUACCCAGCUUUACCUACGACAGACGGAAACACUCACCAGCAAUCUGAGAAUGCCUCUAACCCUGACCAGUAAUACCCAGGUCAUUGGCACAGCUGGCAACACCUAUCUUCCUGCCCUCUUUACAACACAAGCAGCAGGUGGGAGCGGACCCAAGCCUUUUCUUUUCAGUCUGCCCCAGUCCUUAGCUACACAGCAGGCACAGUUUUUGACAGUUCCUCAAAGUGGGAUGUCCACAUUUGCAACCCAUCUUCAAAACCCAUCCCAAGGAAGCCACAACACAGCUGCCGCCGUGCAAGGAGAAAAAAAGCCUUAUGAAUGCACCCUCUGUAACAAAACAUUCACCGCCAAGCAGAACUACGUGAAGCACAUGUUUGUACACACAGGUGAAAAACCACACCAGUGCAGUAUCUGCUGGCGGUCCUUCUCCUUAAAGGAUUAUCUUAUCAAACACAUGGUGACGCACACAGGCGUGAGGGCCUAUCAGUGCAGCAUCUGCAACAAGCGAUUUACACAGAAGAGCUCCCUCAACGUGCACAUGCGCCUCCAUAGGGGCGAGAAGUCCUAUGAGUGCUACAUUUGUAAGAAGAAGUUCUCUCAUAAAACCCUACUGGAGAGACAUGUUGCCCUUCACAGUGCUACUAACGGCACUGCUGGCAUCCCUGUUCCUACUCCACCCAUGAGCACUGCUCCACCUCUGGGGCCUCCAAGCAGUGGAGGUUCUGCAUGCAUUGAGGGCACAGCGUACGUUUGCUCAGUCUGUCCAGCUAAGUUUGACCAAAUCGAGCAAUUUAACGACCACAUGAGAAUGCACAUUUCAGACGGAUAA
Messenger RNA from Bombina bombina (fire-bellied toad), 2034 nucleotides. RefSeq names its product zinc finger and BTB domain containing 20 (gene ZBTB20). The record is from RefSeq and is a predicted model, not a curated record. NCBI's taxonomy places the organism in Eukaryota, Metazoa, Chordata, Amphibia, Anura, Bombinatoridae. Gene Ontology annotation, biological process: regulation of cytokine production; regulation of immune system process; negative regulation of transcription by RNA polymerase II. The coding region runs from base 13 to 2034 and encodes 673 amino acids. Gene Ontology annotation, molecular function: protein binding. The transcript has 3 exons.